Morone saxatilis (striped sea-bass) is the source of this 3869-nucleotide messenger RNA. RefSeq names its product collagen alpha-1(V) chain-like. NCBI's taxonomy places the organism in Eukaryota, Metazoa, Chordata, Actinopteri, Moronidae. The record is from RefSeq and is a predicted model, not a curated record. Gene Ontology annotation, molecular function: extracellular matrix structural constituent.
GGUGUCAUGGGUGACAUGGGACUUCAGGGUCCUGUUGGCCUUCAAGGACAUCAGGGACCAAUGGGUAGACCUGGGCUGGAGGGAAGAAAAGGAAAAAAAGGUCAAAAGGGAGAUGAUGGAAAAAGUGGACGUCCAGGAAAGGAUGGACGCACUGGGAAGAAGGGAAAAAGAGGGAAAGCUGGAAAUAGAGGCAUAAGAGGAAGGCUGGGAGAAAAGGGGAAGAUGGGAGAUUUGGGUACGCUUGGUCCUCCAGGGAGAGACGGUGCAUAUGGUGACACUGGUCCAUGUGGAGAAAAAGGUGCAAUGGGUAGACCAGGCUUUAAGGGAGAACCUGGGGCUAUAGGACCAACUGGCCCUCCGGGUGGAGAAGGGUUGAAGGGAUUGCUAGCCCCUGUUGGAGAGCCAGGAAGAGCUGGUCAAAAGGGAGAGCAGGGGGAUAUUGGUCCACCAGGUAGACGAGGUGCUCCUGGCCUGCCUGGGCUCCCUGGUUUGUUUGGACAUAAGGGUUUGAAGGGAUUUACUGGACCACCAGGCAAUGUUGGAGAGAAAGGCUUACCUGGUCCACCUGGCCCACCCGGACCCCCAGGAAUCUCCCUGAACCUUACACUGACUCAGCUGAAGGAGCUCACGUACAUGUCCGACAAGCCCAACUACAUCCUGGUCCAGACUCUGUUGGACUCCCUUCAGAGAGAUCUUCACUGGUUCAUAAACCCACCAGAUGGCAGCAAACAACACCCGGCUACUACAUGUCUUGAGCUGUGGCUCGCUCAGCCCAACUCCACUAACGGGAUGUAUUACAUUGAUCCUAACCAGGGGAGCCCAGCUGAUGCUUUUCAAGUGUACUGUGACUUCAGAGCAGAGCCGAAGACCUGCCUGUCUCCACUGCAGCCUCAGGUUCCAGUAAAAGCUUGGCUGAAGGAUUCUGGCACCAAUAUGUCAUUUCACUGGUUGAGUACAGUUGAAGACGGCUUCCAGUUUGAGUAUCCGGGAGCAACAGAUGUGGUGCAGAUGAGGUUUCUGCGACUGAACAGUAGAUUCUCCACUCAGACCAUCACUUACUCCUGUCAGCCAGGAAAUGGACAGAGCCGCAGAGAGAGGGAAGUCAAGUUCCUGGCUGACACUCGUAGGCAGAGUUACUUGGCAGCACUGCAAGAGUGUGUGCUGGAGAUGGGGGCCCAGGAUUCAGUUUUUCAGUUUGAAAGUGAAGAUCUCGAAAUGCUGCCUCUCAGGGACUUGGCAGUAUUUGGAAACAACGAACUAACCCAGGAGUUUGGCUUCACCAUAGGACCAGCCUGCUUCAGCUAGGGGAUUCCACCUCUUUGCAUGAUUGCAUCUGUGUGGUGGUCUGCAGUUAUACAGAUCUGAACAGGAAAACCAUGUGUUUCUGGCACUUUUGUACUUUAUAGAAUGACAUCAUUGCUUUGUAGUUCAGAGUUGUCUGAUUCUUUUUUUUUGUGUUGACCAGCCAAUUUAUUCUGGACAUCUUGAGCAAUUUUUUUAAUUACAACGUUUUUCAAAACAACAAAGCUGUGAGGACAAAAGACACAAAGUGAACUGAAGAUCCUCCAGGAGAGAGAGUUUCCUCUGUACAGACUGCUGGCUUGCCCACAUUUCAGAGCAGGGAUAUUUUGAACCUGAAAUUCUUGACAGUAACCAUGUUUUGUACAUUUAUUUGUGUGUUUUUGAAACAUGCCUAUUUAUGUAAAUGCUUGACAUUCAUUUAGUCAUUUUAAUUUGAAUUCAGGUACAUUUUUAUUUGAUCAUUGUGUUCAAAUGACUAUAUAGGUGGUGCUGGAAGCUUUCAGUGACAACUCAUGGUUCAGCAAAGCUAAUAUGAUUGCUUCCUCUAUUGUGGACCCUCCAAUUCUUUCUAUGUUGUCAGAGAUCAGCAAUGUUGACAUGGUCUGCAAUUGGUCAGUCACUUGUCAGUAAAGUAAUCCUCAUAUAUUUUUGCGACUUGGCGCCCCUACAGUUUUGAAGUGCUAUUCGCAAACAUCAAGCAUGUCCAACAACAAAAGACAUAGGAAUCCACCUAAUAUUACUCACUAGUCCAACAGAAGGCCAGCUCACGGUCUGUCUGCAGCUCUCACCAUCAACUAAAAGCUCAAUGUGAUUUUAUGGUGUACAAGAGCUUUGUCCAAAUUGUCACCUAUUUGAACCUAAAUGUUAAAUGUAACUAUUGUAAAUACAUCAUGUAGGUGUUGUAGAUAUUUUUGAACCAAGUUUUUUGGUCAUCGCCUGUAUUAGUGCCUCAGUCAUCUCCAUCUUUCAUCAUGAGCUGUUUUCUGAGUUUGUGAUUUUUUUUAAUUUAUGCUGUCUUUUUUAGGUUUUUGGUUUGAUUUGCUGCACAAAAGUUAAAUUAAUUGAUUAUUUUUUUGGCCACUUGGGGGCUGCAGAACAAGCUGAACACACAAUAACAUAUAUAACCUUAUAAAGAAGUCAAGGGGAAGUAAACAUUUGCUUAUUGCAAAAAUAGUGUUCAUUUGGAGUGGUAUUUGGUUCACCUGAUGAAUGAUGUCCAAUAUUUACUCUAUAUUUAGCUCUGUUAUGUUCUCCACAAACUCUUAAGAAAAAUUUUGCUCUUUAGCGGCUAAAAGCUCCACUAUGUUCACCAGCUAGUCUCUAACCUUGUAUGUCUGCUGUUUGCUGCUGAGCAGGUAGUGUACAGUGGGUUUAUUCUAGCUUUUUUUCCCUCUUCAGUUUUUUGCUAAAAACAUCUGUCUGAAAAUACAGUUCACGGGAGCAGAGUUGCAGGCAAGAAAACAAUGUGCUAAAAGGGAACUGCAGUCUGGUGAUGACUCUCUAUGGGUUUGGCAGUGUGAGAGACGUAUUCAUUCACCACUUGGUUAUAUAAAAAAAAACCUAUUAGUGCAGCUUUAACCAAUAAAUGGUCCCUCGAAGCUACCUGUGCUAAAACUGUAUAAUGUAUACAGUUACAUUUAAUACUGUAUGGUGCUUCAUCAUAAAUUCAUUGAAAUGAAUUUUGUUGUAUGUUGUUUCACUCAGGCAAUUUUGUGUUGAUUCUUGCCGCCCCUGUGGACAAAAGUGGCAGCGUUUCAUUGAUUUCAAGGGGAAUCCCACCCAGUGACAGGCAUUAACAACUACAUAGAAAUAGCAAGUGUUUUUGCUGAUGGUCUUGUGUGCUUACAUAGGACACAUAGGGGCAUGAGUAUUAAACUGAGACUGUUUUAUAACCAGUUAAAAUCUCCUUGUAGUACACUGAACCCCAUGACCACAUAAAGCUCUGCUGUACUCAAAGCCUCAUCCUCAGCAUGCUAAUUUAGUUAGCAAACAGUUAUCAUGCACCAUGCAGAAACAUUUCUGAUCUUGAACUAAUAUCACUGCUGUACAGGAGCAGAGGGUAACCAUGGCUGAUGGGCUUUUCUUUAGACCUGUUCUCAAGAUAAUCUGAUCUAGUUAAUUAUCUGCAACAAGGACAUGAUUCCUCACUGGCUUCCCACCACCGACACUGGUAUGUCUUUCUGGUGGAGGGAGGGAGUGCCACAGUCAGCAUCCUAAGUUAACUUUAGUAACUGUACCUGUAUGCUCAGGCUGAACGGGAACAAAUUUAUGCCAAAAUACCAAACUAUUAGACACACAGUGAAUCAACAGGUGUGCAUCUGGUGACAUGAGAGCCUAUUGUGUGCCUGUUAAUGUGUAUAUUGUAUGUUACCUUUCAAUACAAAACAUCUUCUAUACCUCUAUUUGUUUAUUGUGUGGAGUCCACUGGGACGUUGAGGAAACUUCCACGCAGCACGCAUGCGUGUGUUGUCACAGUGAGAAGCUACAACCUAAUGUUGUUAGGUCGGAAUCAUACAGAUACUGCUUUAAAGGUAUCACUGCUUGUAUUAAUAGUCAUGUUACUGAAU